AUGACUGCAGCAAACAUGGAAACCAAAGCUCCUUCAAGUAACGAUCUGAAGAAUCCAAUGAAAGAUGGAAAUGUGAAUAAAGCAGAAACCAUGGAAAUUCCUAAAGUAAUUGGAACUGAUUAUAGUUAUAAACAUACUAUUGUAUGGAAAAAUGCUAUUGGAUUCUUGAUCAUGCAUAUCCUUGCUGUUUGGGGAAUUGGUCUACUGUUCGCAGGGUACAUGAAAUGGCAAACCAUAGUAUGGAUUUUUUUCGUCACUUUUCUGGGUUCUGAAGGAGUAACAAUAGGAGCCCACCGUUUCUACACACACAAAUCGUUUAAAGCAACCCCGUUCCUUAAAGCUGUACUUAUAUUAUGUCAAACUAUUGCUGGACAGAAUUCUAUGUUCAUCUGGUGCCGUGACCAUCGUCUCCACCAUCGUUACUCCGACACUGACGGUGACCCUCACAACUCCAAGCGUGGCUUCUUCUUCUGCCACAUUGGUUGGCUCAUGCAUAGGAAGCAUCCCUAUGUUGUAGAACUUGGCAGGAAGAUCGACAUGAGUGACUUACAGGCUGAUUGGAUGGUGAUGUUCCAAAAGAAGUAUUACUAUCACCUAUAUUUCGUCUUGGCUUUCUUGAUACCUGUGUGGGUACCAGUACAUUUCUUCGGUGAACCUCUAUUACAUUCCAUUCUAGUUUGUUAUUUCGCCCGUUACGUGUUACAAUUGAAUGGAACUUGGCUGGUUAACAGCGCUGCUCAUCUUUAUGGAACUAGGCCUUAUGACGCAAAACUACAGCCAGUAGAGUCAUGGUUUGUCUCAAUGAUAAGUCUGGGCGAGGGUUGGCACAACUACCACCACGCGUUCCCCUGGGAUUAUAAGGCAGCUGAGCUGACCAUGCACUUCAACCAAUCCGCCAGCAUCAUACGAUUCUUCGAAAGGGUUGGAUUGGCUUAUGAUCUCAAAACCGCUUCACCUGAACUGGUAUCAAACCGGAUCAUGAGAACUGGAGACGGCAGUCACUACAAGAUGGGCACUGAAGAAGCACGCGCGGCGGUAACAGCGUGGGGUCCACUACACCCACUCAACCCGACCUACAACACCACUCUCAAGGCACCAGACGCCAUACUCAAACCAGAAGGAUUACCACUCUAUCACGAAAAGGAUACUCUCAAUCUCACUGUCAUACAGAAAAACUCCAGACGUGGUUGA
Molecule: messenger RNA, 1191 nt
Organism: Spodoptera littoralis (African cotton leafworm)
Lineage: Eukaryota; Metazoa; Arthropoda; Insecta; Lepidoptera; Noctuidae
Source: the annotation of a GenBank genome assembly